This is a messenger RNA of Cygnus atratus (black swan), 342 nucleotides long. RefSeq names its product loricrin-like. Lineage: Eukaryota; Metazoa; Chordata; Aves; Anseriformes; Anatidae. The record is from RefSeq and is a predicted model, not a curated record. The transcript has a single exon. The coding region runs from base 1 to 342 and encodes 113 amino acids.
AUGUGCUCCCGCCAGGAGAAGGACCAUUGCCAUAAGCAGGAGCGCUACGUCCAACAGAGCAGCGGUUGCUGCCACAGCUCUGGUGGUGGCUGCCACAGCUCCGGCGGUGGCUGCCACAGCUCCGGCGGUGGUGGCUGCCACAGCUCCGGCGGCGGUGGUGGCUGUCACAGCUCCGGCGGUGGCGGCGGCUGUCACAGCUCCAGCGGUGGCGGCUGUCACAGCUCCGGUGGCGGUGGCUGUCACAGCUCCGGUGGCUCCGGCUGCCACGGGAAGCCGCAGGUGGUGUACCACCAGCAGCAGCAGCAGCAGGUCCACCAGCUGCCCUCGCAGAAGCUGAAGUAA